CUGGCAAGUUGGUUUAUCAUAGGACUGAUGUAACUCCACACCGAUGCCAUUGUGCCAUGCUUAACACUAUGGAAACUACAUUAUUUGCGACAACACUUCACAUUACGGCCAUACGACCCCGUCGGUUUGGUUGCUAGGUGUAUUUACGAGCGUCUUCCCCUUGGUUACUGGGUAGCGGUUCAACAUUAUCAUGAAGGUUCGACUAAGUAAAGAUACCUGCCUAGCGGUAUUAGCUACUGUUCAAUACCUAUUUGUAAUCUGACCAACUGCAUAACACCGGGAUGUGAUAGUGUGUUCAACAUCUAAAGGACAUCUAAGAAAACUCUUGAGAUGGGUGACAUGUUAGGAAAUGAAGCAGAUAUUCAUGGGAUGAUCAAGGAGUAUCUCAACUUUGGUGAAUUUGAAGAAACUGCAAAACAGUUUGAGAAGGAAUGUAAAAUCAAGGGCAAACCAAUUCCCAAAUCUCAAGGCAAUGCUGUUCAAGAUUCCAGAGCCCUUAUCAUUCAGAAAGACCUUAUGAGCUCAUUCGAUGACGGAGACUACAAGGUAUUCUUUGAGCUCUGGAACGAACGCAUCCCUGUAGAUGUUCGCGACAGUCACCCCACAGCUCACAAGCUUGAGUUUUAUCUGCACAUCCAUUUCACCAUCUACCCUCUGAAGCACUGCCUUGGAAGACCAGACAGAGGGGAUUUUGAUGAGAGGAUUACACACUUCAGACACUUUCUGGAGACCAGAGGGUCAGCACUGAGUCAGACCACUGAGUUCCUGCCAUUCUACGCCCUCCCUUUUGUACCCAAUCCUGUGGUGCAUCCGUCCUUCAAGAACCUUUUCCAGGAUUCCUGGAUGCCAGAGAUGAAGGAGAGGCUUGAGCAGUUUCUCUCCACACUGAAAGCUUCCAACAGUCCAACAUUGGUGACUUUAUAUAGGGAUGGUAUCCCUAGCAACAAAGAUACAGUAGAGCAACUGCACUUGCAGUUGGCAGAAGCUGAGAUGAAGGCCUCCACCUACAUCAAGAAGUUCCACAAGAUGCAGGCCGACCACCAUAACCUCAUUGGUAUCACGGCUGAACUGGUGGACUCGCUUGAAGCUACCGUCAGUGGAAAAAUGAUCUCCCCUGAGUAUCUGCAGGGUGUGUGCGUGCGCCUCUUCAGCAACCAGAUGAGGCACAGCGUGGCACAGAGCAUCGACUUCACCCGGCCUGGAACUGGAUAUUACUCUAUGAGCCCAUAUGACAAUGAUGAUGGAUAUGCCUCGUCCAUGCUGCGCGCCUCCAUUGCACUCCCGAGGCCCAAAGAAGUGCCCUUGCUGCCAUCGCUGGACUAUGAGAAGCUGAAGAGGGACCUGGCCAACGGGUCGGAUCGGCUCCGGGCGCUCCUGCUGCAGGCUCUGCGCUGGAGGCUGACUCGAUCUGUCCACGGUGAGCAGCGUGACACUGUCCUUCAGGCCUUCAUCAGUAAUGAUCUCCUGGAGCGCGGCGGUAGCUCCAAAAAGAAAGCUGUGCUUCACCUGAUGAAGUCAAGAAAUGAGAUUGUCCGUCAGUACGUGGCCCGACUCAUCAAUGCCUUCGCCUCCCUGUCAGAUGGCCGCAUGUACCUGUCUCAGAUCCCCUCACUGCUGAAGACUCUUCUGGACUCCCUGAAAUCAGAGGAGAAGGACUCGCUGACCAGAGAGAACGUCCUGGGAGCCUUACAGAAACUCAGCCUCAGGAGGGCCCAGCAGACAGCCAUGAUCAGGGAAGGUCUGAUUGGCUCGCUGGUGGACGAGCUCCAUGACUCAGACUGCCUGACGGACUACACGCUGGAGUACGCCGUGGCCCUGCUCAUGAACCUGUGCCUGCGCACACAAGGUAAAAGAAGGUGUGCAGAGAAUGCCAAACAUGUGCUGAAGGUUCUGACUGACCUCCUGGGACAUGAGAACCAUGAGAUCCGGCCUUAUGUGAAUGGAGCCUUGUAUAGCAUACUGGGUAUCUCUGCUGUGCGUGAGGCAGCCAGAGAAAUGAGUAUGGAGGAGAUCCUUUGUUGCUAUAGCAAAGAGGAGAACCCAGAGCUCAACAGACAGAUAGAGUUCAUCAUCAAACAGCUCAAUUCAGGGGACGCCAUGGAAGAUGGGUCCGAGUCAGACGACGAAGAGGAGGAAGACGACGACGAGGAGGAUGCAAUGGAGGCAGAUCUGGACAAAGAGGAAGUGCUCCAGCCACAGCCAAAAGAACUUUCCGGAGAGUCCUUACUCACGAUAGAGUACCUGGGGAUCAUGACGAACAUGGCGAAGACAAAGAGGAGGUCAGGUCCGCCUGCAGGUCAGAGCGUGGACGAACCCUUACAACGGCCAGUCACACCAAGCUCCCAUCGAAACACAGUAGAGUCCAGGCGAGAAGGAGACGACCCCCUCAGCAGGCAGCGCAGCCGAGAGAGCCUCCCCCUGUCCAGAUACAACUCCCGCCCCCCUACGAGAAGCGGCAGCCGACCCAGCACCUCAGACUCGCUGCAGCGCACUCUCGUGUCUGAGUCGGAGUGCUGGCGCUCCUCCCAGGAGUCAGUGCUGGAGGGCUCAGUGGAGGGGCAUCCUGCUCCAGCCACCACCGAGAGCAAUGGCCACCCCAGCAGUGAGUUCGUCCCUGCGUUUGCAAGCCGGCCCAAGAUUCCACGCACGCCUGACACUGACGUGGGCCUCAAGCUGCGCUCGCCCCUCAUGGCCCCCCAGUUCUCCCAGUCCGAGCCCCAGCAGAGCAGCCGGCCCAGCUCAUCAGGGUCCGCCUCAAGGAGCCACCGACUCAGCAGCCUGUCGAGUAGGAAGUGAAAAGGUCUCUUACACCAGGGGAGGCCUAUCUCCAGAGGAGCAUCCAGCUUCCUGUAACAGCAUCCGCGCCUUAUCAGGGUCUGCCCAGCAGAGAAUCCUCCUGGGCCAACAAGGGAGCGGGAGCGGGAGCGCGGUGAGAACAAUGCCCAGGAUUGUGGGCCCCCCCCCCUCGCUCCUUUUGACCCCGCAACAGAAGAACUCCUGUAACACAACACGCUCCAGCAAUAAUCACAACAAGCACUUUCCCUCCUCCUCCCAGACCCUCUCCCCUCUCUCUCCUUCGCUCUCACCUCCACAACCUGCCUCUCCACCAAUGUGCCCUUUCCGGGCAACCAACACCUUUCUUCUCUCCAUUCUGCUGAGACAAUGUCUUACAUAGAAUGUUAAUCCCCUACUUACAUAUGUGACUUGCCUCCGAAAUUAAAUUCGAAGACACCUUAUUUGCUCAGCCGAUGAUUUUUUACUCUAUUAAUUAUUGCCAUAAUGAGUGCAGUGAUUAGAAGUGUUUUGUUUACAAUUUAGUGGUGUUUUCCAUACAUUUGUGUUGACUAAAGCUGGUACUUUUUGCUCACUCAUGGAUUUUGAAUACUCUCAGGUGUCAAUAAAGUUUGAUCUUUGGAUCAGCUGUUUAGAGCCAGGCUGCUUCUAUGUAUGUUUCUCUCGCUCUCUUUCGCGCUCUCUCUCUCUCUCUCUCUCUCUCUCUCUCUCUCUCUCUCUCUCUCUCAUCUUUAUUAAUGGUUUCCUCUUCAAAACAAGUCAGUGAUUCCCAGCAGGUGCAGCAGAUUAUUAUAACAUUUAAUUGUUCUCAAAUGAGAGUGGAUUUCCUCUUUGGUUCAUUUUCUCAUGUUUCUUUUGCUGCCGUGUCCAUAUGUUACUGUAUGACCAUUUCCACUAUAUUGGAGACAUGAAGAACUCUAGUAUGCUAUAUAAGUUUCAGUAUGAAACUAAGAUGAAUUUCCUGAUUUUCACUGUAAUGGUACCACCAGUCAGUAUCAGUAGUUUGAAACACCGGCAUACAUUUAAUUUGACAGGAAAGAAGACAUAUAUUUUCCAUGAAGUUUGACUAUGUUGCAUUAUCACUUACGUUACCUGCGCUUUUUUGACAAACUUUGUGAACCGCAUCAAUCCGUGAAAAAGGACUUGGUCAACUCUCUCAUGUCCUCGUGCACUACCGGUGUAGUGGUCAUUGCAUAUCCAAAGGAGACACUGUCUAUCAUACUGUAUGAUUUUUACAGUAUCUUCCUGUUUGUUGUUUACUGUGCAAAAUGUUAAUCCCACCAUGGGUUUGUAGAUGCACAACAUAGCUAGCUGCAAUGUCUGUACAGGCAUAUGAAUGCGUUGUUAAUAGAUUUGAGGUACUGCUUAACAUGUGACAUGUAUUUUGCCAGCCAUAAUGUCUGCUAUUUUUGUACAGGUACAAUACAGAGAUUUGAAUAAACACCUUAUGUCCAAUA
Molecule: messenger RNA, 4250 nt
Organism: Clupea harengus (Atlantic herring)
Lineage: Eukaryota; Metazoa; Chordata; Actinopteri; Clupeiformes; Clupeidae
Gene: armc9
Product: armadillo repeat containing 9
Biological process (GO): cilium assembly
Cellular component (GO): centriole; ciliary basal body; ciliary tip
Molecular function (GO): protein binding
Source: RefSeq, a predicted model, not a curated record